Messenger RNA from Dalotia coriaria, 1124 nucleotides. It is a transcript of the gene Cpap3-d1, whose product is annotated as protein obstructor-E-like. Bases 197 to 892 code for a protein of 231 amino acids. Gene Ontology annotation, cellular component: extracellular region. Lineage: Eukaryota; Metazoa; Arthropoda; Insecta; Coleoptera; Staphylinidae. Gene Ontology annotation, molecular function: chitin binding. The record is from RefSeq and is a predicted model, not a curated record. The transcript has 4 exons.
CGAUUCGAAGGUGUCCAACGCGCACCACGCGGAACGAGUGUGGAGAAUUCUCUUGCGCGCUCGCCGCCGUCGCCGUGGCCGUUCGCGGAUUAGUCGCCAAGGAUAAGCGAACGAACGCACAAACCAACUCUUGUGAUUUACCAAGGCGAAAUCAACAAUCGAUACCGUCACUCGCCGGCAGUCCAACUCAUUCGAAAUGUUCGCGCUCCGACGUGCUGUUCCGGCCUUUGCGCUCUUUGCACUCUUCUCCAUCGUUGAAGGAGGAGUUUUGGUAGAGGAUGCUCCCGCGUGCCCGGAACAACAUGGCAUCCAGGCAUACGCUCAUCCGGAGUCUUGCAAUCUCUUCUUCCUGUGUACCAAUGGAACCCUAACUGUGGAACAGUGUGAAAAUGGACUUCUUUUCGAUGGCAAAGGUGCCGUACACCAUCAUUGCAACUACCACUGGGCUGUCGAGUGUGGACACAGAAAAUCUGAUUUGACUCCAAUUAGCACCCCCGGAUGUGAAUAUCAAUUCGGUAUCUACCCUCACAGCGAUGAAUGCUCCACCCAUUACGUGAAAUGUGCUCAUGGUGAACCCCACGCUGAAGAAUGCGACGCUGGAUUGGUUUAUGACGAACGUAUUCAUGGUUGCAACUGGCCUGAUCUUCUCAUUGAGAAGUGCAAUCCAGAAGCUGUGGUUGGUUUCAAGUGCCCCACAAAGGUACCCUCAAACAGUAUCGCCGCUAAAUUCUGGCCAUACCCUCGCUUCCCCGUUCCCGGAGACUGCCAUCGUUUGAUUACUUGCGUCAACGGCUACCCGCGUUUGAUCACCUGUGGCGAAGGCAAGGUCUUUGACGAGUCCAGCCUGACCUGCGAGGACCCCGAGCACGUACCGCACUGCAACCAUUUGUAAGCCGCACACGUGCGCAUAGAUUCAUAGAAGAAUGUGUAUAAAUUCAUCAUGAUUGGAAGCUAUUUUAUUAAAUUUUCUGUUUGUACCAUCUGUAUUUAAACUGUAUAAUAUUAUAUAUAUUUUGUGUAAAAAUUUUGUAACUUUUUGUGUCCAAAACUGUAAAUAACGAAAUUUUAAACUUACGGAAACACUUUGUACCUAAGCAGCAAAUAAGAAUUCAAGUUGAAAAUUA